Molecule: messenger RNA, 1018 nt
Organism: Anopheles moucheti
Lineage: Eukaryota; Metazoa; Arthropoda; Insecta; Diptera; Culicidae
Exons: 2
Coding region: 224-679 (151 amino acids)
Source: RefSeq, a predicted model, not a curated record
GUAUUUAUUGUCAAACAAUCUGUCCUCUGCAUGCUACAAACAGCUGACAAUCGGUUAGAAUGUCAAAUUGCAGAUAAUUUGUUUACUUCAUCUCUGCCAAAGAAUUAUUACACAACCGAAAAGCUAGUGCUUUUCUUGGUGCAAUUGGUCGCUGUUUCAAGCCACACAUUGUUCGCACAGUAUUUUGCAUUCUUGUAAACGCGACCGCAACAACACAGCCAGGAUGACUGACGCCUCUUUGCCGAUCGGGAACACGCUGUGCCUGCGGCCCUUGACGAAGGAAAACAUCUUGUACUACUACUUUCCGCUGAAGGGAAUGCUCAGCUAUGCGGCAUUGUCCGUCAACGUAAUGAAUCCCUCGAUUGCUAUCAAAAUGCUGCCAAAGCGAGACGUGACGAACUUUUUGUUGCUGCAUACCGUGCUCGGCACGACGCUGUUCAUGUACAGCAGACCGCAUCUGAAAGCAGUGCAAACCAACAAACGAGUAGCGUAUAGCAUCUGUGGAUCCGUGCUGUUUAGCUUCGGUUCGGUGCUGGUUUGGGCCGUCAUUCGAUCGGCCGUACCUCGCAAUCAGGGGCUUGCAACUGCCCUUGGUUUGUCGUCCGGUCUACUGAUGGCCAAACUUGGCUACGAUUACAUCGAGAACAACGAUAGUCUAGCGGUGGCGAAAAAGAACUAAGUAGAUUGACUUGUUUUUAGGAUCUCAACGCAAUUUACCCAAACCAAUUGGCGUUGAGCCAUUUAAUACGCGGCCCUUAACUUUGCCGCAACGGAAGCAAUCGAAAAUUUGGCAAAAUUUUGUGAAUGCUGGAUGAAUUAGUUUUGAACAUUGGGAAAAUACACGAAGAUUGUUGCUAUUUCUAUUACCUUACAAUAUGGUUGUUGAAUAUGCAAAGUUAUAGUUUCGAUUUAGAUUCGGAAUUCGCCGCAAACGUAUCACACUCCACAAACUUAUGGAACUUAUACAACAGCUUCCUUCGUUUGUGGUUAUUUGUUUGGUUUUCUCAGCUUGCCAUCG